Molecule: messenger RNA, 2064 nt
Organism: Pomacea canaliculata
Lineage: Eukaryota; Metazoa; Mollusca; Gastropoda; Architaenioglossa; Ampullariidae
Exons: 10
Coding region: 80-2041 (653 amino acids)
Source: RefSeq, a predicted model, not a curated record
AAUUUUGUACCAGUCUUCCUUCUGUGUUCACAUCCUAUUUGUCACUCGAGAGGCAAACGAGCCUUUGUUUACUGGCAAGAUGGCGUAUCAACUUGCUACAAUGGUGACACCUCUCUUGGUCUGUCUCAUCAUGUGUCACAGGAUAUUGGCCCUUACUAUUUCAUCCAACAACGAAGUUGAAGAACUAUCCGUAAACCAGAGAUCAGUGUCAUGUGAACAGUUAUUCCCAAACUCCAUGGUUUACUGGAGCAUCACACCCUUACAUGGACAGGUGAAACAGGUGGGAAUGUGUGAGGGGGCGACAUGCACAUCAGCAUAUCGUCCGAACGUCUACCCGGAGCGAUUUCACCCUGAGAAUUCCUCCCUAGUCUUUCUGAAUGUCACCCGGGAGUGGGCGGGUACUGUGGUGUGUACAGAAAGUUUCACCAACGGAAGUGAACAGUCUGUCAACAGUACACUGGAUGUUUACUACAACUCAGGGAUUACCAACAUCAGAGUGGGGGUAAACCGUGAGGACUGGACUCUAAAUACUAGUUUCAUCGUCACAAAAAUCUUCUCCGCCCUCGGUAACUAUGGAGCAGAGUUUUAUUGUCACUCUAAGACUUCUAAAGUCAACGUAUCACUGGUGACAUACAACGAAUCGUCUUUCAUAUACAACGUGGGUUACUUCGUGCUUACUUCGUUCAGUCGGCCAUUUUAUCACCGUGAUGAGUAUCAGCAGUUUUGUGCUUUUACAAUCCUCGUUCACCCUGGUGAAAUCUCGAUCAGUUUUGAUCCUCGAAAAGCAGGACAGCUCGAAGAGCCAUCCACGCCAGAAGCAGACUGUCACCUUGACUACGUUCCCGAAGAAGGUCCUUCUGACUGCAUCUGUGCCAGCAAAUUUCUAGGGAGCCCCGAGGGCAGACUGAGAUGGUAUCUGGGAGGAGAACUUGUAGCCUCUGGUGACUACGGAGUCAGACGACUACCGCUACCCUCCGACAUCGUUAACCGCACCCACGACUUUAACUAUCUCGAGUGUGAAGUGGAAUGGCUGUACACUGAAAGAUCAGAGUUGACGAUACAAGUGGCAUAUGGACCAGAUGAUGUCAUCAUUAAGCCCCUCACUAUUACUCAUCUAGAAGACGGGAAACUUCAUGCUGCCUCCCCGGUGAUCAAUGGCCAAGAUGUCUUCUUACCUCCAGACGAUACAUCCGAGGUAGCCCUGGUGUGCGAGGCGAGGAAUGUCGAGCCCUUGAAGUCAGAAAUGGUCACGUGGGGCGGCCUGUGUGACGGUCAGCAAGGCUAUACUUGUAACCUAUACUUCGAAACUAAAAUGGAUGACAUGAAAGAGGUCACGUGCACUGUCACCAACUAUGACAACAACGACUACACAGUCUUUACCAGCAUUAUACUCAAAGUUCCAGAUGGUCCAGAGACUGUCAGCAUCCAGUACCACACUAUUUCUACACCUGACAAGUGCCACGUGAUCCUUACCUGUGAGGCACCUGGGGUCAAGCCCUUAACCUAUGACAUGUUUGAGUGGGGCGGGAUGUGUGAAGGCCAGCAGGGCUCCAGGUGUGUCGCCACAGCCGACAAUGAAAAGGAUGACGGGAGAGAAGUGACGUGUACUGUCACCAAUCAUGUCAACCACGGACGUACUGCCAGCGGUAGUGUCACACUGACGUUGUCAGGAUGUGAAAGCCAAGACCUCAUGGGUAAGGGUGUGGGCAUUGGAGUAGGUGUGACUUUGACCCUUGAACUGCUGGUGGUGGCUGUGGUCGUUGUUAUCUGGAGACGUCGACGAUAUCAGAGAGACCAAAUGUACGACAAACCCAGUCAGGACCCAAAUCUGAGUAUGAGUAACACAUACGAGAUGAUGAGAGCAGGUCCUGAUACUCAUACUGACAUAAACCAAAUGUACGACAAACCCAGUCAGGACCCAAGUCUGAGUAUGAGUAACACAUACGAGAUGAUGAGAGCAGGUCUUGACACUUAUACUGACAUAAGUAAGUUAUUUCUUUGUAUAUAUGCAGCGUGUACAUUACAAGUAAAGAUAAAAUGAAGAUACUACAAGCUGUUUCACAU